This is a messenger RNA of Aspergillus pseudonomiae, 381 nucleotides long. RefSeq lists its product as uncharacterized. The coding region runs from base 1 to 381 and encodes 126 amino acids. The record is from RefSeq and is a predicted model, not a curated record. The transcript has a single exon. Gene Ontology annotation, molecular function: flavin adenine dinucleotide binding; oxidoreductase activity. NCBI's taxonomy places the organism in Eukaryota, Fungi, Ascomycota, Eurotiomycetes, Eurotiales, Aspergillaceae.
AUGAAACUAAACAUAUUCACAAAUCAUUGGCUGCACCCUAAGCCAGCACUGACAUGCUUCUUAGCCCGUUCGCCGCCAGCACCGAACCAGAUGGAGCAUUUCGCCAACGAUGUCCUCGGUAUCUGGCGCAAGCCCUGCCCUGAGGCGGGAGUUUACACGUCAAAAGUGAAUAUUGUGGAGCCAAACUUCCAUCAGUCGUUCUACGGCUCAAACUAUGAGCGCCUGUACCAGCUCAAACAAAGUUACGACGCAUCAGGAUUGUUCUAUGCCCUGACCGGAGUUGGGAGCGAGAACUGGACGGUGAAGAACCGGGAUGGUCUUCCCGACCAGAACGGACUGUCGCGCCUUGUCUGGUCGGUUCAUUUGUCCCCAUCCAUGUAA